This is a messenger RNA of Lasiodiplodia theobromae, 1077 nucleotides long. RefSeq names its product WD repeat containing protein. The record is from RefSeq and is a predicted model, not a curated record. The coding region runs from base 1 to 1077 and encodes 358 amino acids. The transcript has a single exon. Gene Ontology annotation, molecular function: protein binding; chromatin binding. NCBI's taxonomy places the organism in Eukaryota, Fungi, Ascomycota, Dothideomycetes, Botryosphaeriales, Botryosphaeriaceae. Gene Ontology annotation, cellular component: Set1C/COMPASS complex.
AUGGCCGCCGGGGGCACACCGACAAACUCCGGAGCUCCGCAAACUCAAAAGGUCAGCGAAAUUGUCGCAGGGUUCCGGCCGACUCGCUGCUUUCGCGCGGACAACAAAGAAACGUCGGUGACUUCACUUGACUUUGACGAUUCUGGUGAGCUGGCUAUCGUCGCCCGCGACGACGACACCCUUCAGAUAUACAACUGCAAGGAAGGCAAGCACGCAAAAGAGCUAAAAAGCCAAAAGUACGGCGUGCACCUCGCCCGCUUCACACACCACGCGCAAAGCAUCAUUUACGCCAGCACAAAAGUCGACGACGGCAUCCGUUACCUCUCAACGCACGAUAACUCGUACAUUCGCUACUUCAAAGGGCACACGGAUACAGUGACUUGCCUAGCACUGAACCCAUCCAACGACACUUUCGUUUCCUGCUCGCAGGACAACACUGUACGGCUAUGGGCCCUGAAUUCUCCCAAUAGCCAGGGCUUGCUCAAGCUGCACGGACCUUACCUUGCGGCCUAUGAUCCCUCUGCCAGCGUCAUUGCCAUCGCAUCGCCCCCAACUCAGACAAUCCUUUUGUAUGACGUGCGCAAUUUCGACAAGCCACCGUUUGCAACUUUCGACCUGCACGAGAUGGAACAGCAGUACACGCCCGGAUCUGUGGGACGCACUUGGGCGAAGCUGGAAUUCUCAAACGAUGGAAAGCACCUCGUGCUCGGCACUACUGGAGGUGGACACUUCGCGCUGGACGCUUUCGAGGGCAGCCUCAAACACUUCUGCCUGAGGGAUACGGGCACUUCUGGGCGUCGCGCUGCGGGCGAAUACGCUGCACCUGGAACAGUGGCAGGCCAAGGUGACACCUGCCUUUCCCCAGAUGGCCAGUUCUUGAUCGGUGGCUCGGGCGACGACGGUUUGCUUGUGUGGGACUUGCACUCGAAGCAGUCUGCUGACCGCAUUCUCCGACCCAUUACGGACCUUCCUGGACCUGGCAAAGCAGCUGUGGUGGGAUACAACCAGCGCAUGAACCUACUGUGUACUGCUGAUAAGGACUUUAUGAUCUGGCUGCCAGAUCCGGACGCGAUGUGA